Molecule: messenger RNA, 675 nt
Organism: Trichomonas vaginalis G3
Lineage: Eukaryota; Parabasalia; Trichomonadida; Trichomonadidae
Exons: 1
Coding region: 1-675 (224 amino acids)
Source: RefSeq, a predicted model, not a curated record
AUGUCGAUUUGGACUAGAAUGGAGGAGUUUGCCAAGAAUUUCCAAGAUAUUCUUGUUAGCAUUCAGAAAGCUAUAGUUGAUAUUGAAGUCCGUUCAUAUAAUUACGAAGAAAAAGCCAAAAAAACUUAUCAAGAUACAGAGAAAUACGUAACUGAAAUCGAUAACUUCAUUCUAGAAGGAUUCCAACAACCAGAUUUAGAUCAAGAAAAGCAAGCAAGACUUGUUCAAUUUAUGGUCAGUUAUAAACCACAACUUGAAGUGUAUAGAGAGCAAUUAAACUCAUAUAUAGCAACACCUCCACCAAAAUUCGAUUUUGCUUACCACGAAGACGAGAAGGAUGAAGAAAAUAAAGAAUCAAAUACUGAAACAACUCAAGAUAAAGCCGAAGAGUCCGAAAACGAAGAAGAAGGAGAUGUUGAAGAAGAAAAUAAAGAAGGGGAAGGCGCUAAAUCAGAAGAAACUAAACAAGAAACUACAGAACAGAAUCCAACUCCAGAAACUCCAGAAGAAUCAAAGCCUUCAGAUAACAACGAUACAGAAGCCAAAAAUACAUCAGAAAAUCUUGGAAUUCCAGAAGAUGAAUUAAAGGCACUUCCGGAAUUAAGUGAAGAAGAUGAUGCAGAUGAAAACCAAGCUAAAAACAGUCUAAGAGAACUUGCAGACUCCAUGGAGUAA